Messenger RNA from Cyanistes caeruleus (blue tit), 1219 nucleotides. The record is from RefSeq and is a predicted model, not a curated record. NCBI's taxonomy places the organism in Eukaryota, Metazoa, Chordata, Aves, Passeriformes, Paridae.
CUCUCCUCCCUUGCAGCCGCGCUGGGGACGCUGGAUUUCAGUUUGCUCUACGACCAGGAGAACAACGCUCUCCACUGCACCAUCAACAAAGCCAAGGGCCUGAAGCCAAUGGACCACAAUGGCUUGGCUGAUCCUUACGUCAAGUUGCACUUGCUCCCUGGAGCCAGCAAGGCAAACAAGCUGAGAACCAAAACCCUUCGCAACACCCUGAACCCCACCUGGAACGAGACCCUCACCUACUACGGCAUCACCGACGAGGACAUGAUCCGCAAGACGCUGCGGAUCUCGGUGUGUGACGAGGACAAGUUCCGCCACAACGAGUUCAUCGGGGAGACGCGCAUCCCACUGAAGAAACUGAAGCCCAACCAGACCAAAAACUUCAACAUCUGCCUGGAGAAGCAGCUGCCGAUAGAUAAAACAGAGGACAAGUCGCUGGAGGAGCGUGGCAGGAUCCUCAUCUCCCUCAAGUACAGCUCGCAGAAGCAGGGGCUGCAGGUGGGCAUCAUGCGCUGUGCACACCUGGCUGCCAUGGACGCCAACGGCUACUCCGACCCCUACGUCAAAAUUUACUUGAAACCAGAUGAGGACAAGAAAUCCAAGCACAAGACAGCAGUGAAGAAGAAAACGCUGAACCCCGAGUUCAAUGAGGAGUUUUUCUAUGAGAUAAAGCACGGUGACCUGGCAAAGAAAACCUUAGAAGUCACUGUGUGGGACUAUGAUAUCGGGAAAUCCAACGAUUUCAUAGGCGGAGUCGUGUUAGGAAUUAAUGCCAAAGGGGAGCGGCUGAAGCACUGGUUCGACUGCCUGAAGAACAAGGACAAGAAAAUCGAGCGCUGGCACACGCUGACCAACGAGCUGCCGGGCGCCGUCCUCAGCGACUGAGCUCCACAGCCUUUGGGCUCAUCCCAGCUUUGGAUCCGGGGGAUCCCGGGACAGCCAGGACAGCAGGACACCCCACAGCAGGGCCUGGCUGCAGGGAAGCCCUUCCCAGGGAAGAAGGCACAGGUGGUUUGCUCUGGCGGCCGCUCCCAAGGCUUUUCCAGAAGGCCUCUUUGCGCCCUGCCGCGCUCCCAGCGCCGCUCUGGAGCGGGCACGGGCACACUCACGCUCACACUCACGCAGGUGUGCACCCCUGCAUGCACUGCAGUCUGCCUCCUCUCCCUUACCUUCUGCCUCUACUCACUUACCUUCUCGCUGCCUUGCAAGUCAGUGGCAAAAA